UUACCUCAAAGUUAUAUUGCUUCGCAUUUUGCUUGCUAGUUGAAAAAAUCUUCAAUCUCGACAAGCAAGGCCAAAGCUUCCAGAGCUCGGCCAAUCAGAUAUGGCAAGUCGUUUAUUGGUUUUACUGUUCUGCGUGAAUCCGAAAGGUUGGAAGGAGUUCGCUUAUCUCUGCGCCUCCCAGAAUUGAUGCCGAAUAGAUCCAUUCUUUGCUCCAUAGCGCCGGCUAGUCGUGGAAACCCAUCCCAAGCAGACGAGAUAUAUUGUAUGAAAUGAAUAGAUUGAGAACCAUUCUUGCUCACCUCACAUUCCAUGGAUGAAGAUAUCUCGGGAAUGUCCCAGACUCCAAAUCAAGGCCGAACUGUUGACAAAGUCCGUCAUGAACGCCUCAGUCAUCCCAGACAAUUCAUCACCAUACCACUCCCUAUUCGUUCCCGACAUCCAUCCCAUAAGAAAGUGCAGCCCGAAGUCCCAACUUAUAUUCAUGGAAAGUAUAUCAAAUGUCCAAAGCUUUUACCUGUCUUCGAAAACAACGAGAACACAAGUACUCGCCCUCACCAUCCCAAACCUCUUUUUCAACGCCGACUUCAAUCACUCCUCACUAUCCUUGAAUUCUCUAAACGCCAUCUUUCUCGCAAUCCUGGAGCUCGUCGUGUGGCGCAUCUCCUCUACUGACACCCCAUCGCACGUCGAAUCUCAUCAACUAAGCAUUAGCUGGUUGAUCCUCACAAGGACAAUGAAAUGUCGCCCAUAUCACACCAAAGAUUCGAUCUCAGCCUUUGGAGCGGUCUCUUCGAACAACACCACCCGGUACUUCGCGUGAUUUGUCUUGCUUUCAUCCCGGACAUUAACGCAAGUGCGGGGUCGACUCUAUUGCCACGCCCGACAUUGACGGGUAGCUUAUUGUUCCGAGUCGAUUCGGAGAUUUGGGGACUGGGGGCAUUCUUUC
Messenger RNA from Mollisia scopiformis, 946 nucleotides. RefSeq lists its product as uncharacterized. NCBI's taxonomy places the organism in Eukaryota, Fungi, Ascomycota, Leotiomycetes, Helotiales, Mollisiaceae. Bases 314 to 820 code for a protein of 168 amino acids. The record is from RefSeq and is a predicted model, not a curated record. The transcript is spliced from 2 exons.